UACCUGAAGGCAGCAUUGGGUUUGGGCAACACCUCAAACGCCUGCAAGAUGCUAAAGGAAAAUACGUUGUUUUGGCAUUUUUCUGAAGAACAUCACGUCCUGAAAAUAUCUAUAUAAUAUAUCCGUCUCAAAAUGGGUGAAGAAGCUAAGAUGCGAACAUGUCAUCUUUUGGACCUGCCCUGGGAAGACGUGCUUGUUCCACAUAUAUUGUGCCAUUUGCCGCUGCAACACCUGGUCAGCCUGCAGAGGGUGAGCAAGCAGUUCCACAGCCUCAUCCAGGUCUAUCUGGCCAACUGCAGGACAUUCGAUCUGUCCCCGAUUGGACCAUGCAUUCCCAAGGAAGCAUUUUGCUCCAUGUUAAAGGACAACAAAGUUCUCCAGAGCCUGUCACUUCAGAACUGUUCGGACUGGGUGACCGACAAGGAGCUGCUGCCAGUUAUCGGCCAGAACCAGCAUUUGCAGAGAGUGGACAUGAGCGGGUGUGUUUGGCUCACCCGCCACUCCCUGGUGGCUGUGUCCUUGAGCUGCAUGCACCUCCAGCACCUCGGCCUGGCGCACUGCGAGUGGGUGGACAGCCUGUCCCUGCGCAGCCUGGCUGACCACUGCGGGGGGCUGCAGUCGAUUGACCUCACCGCCUGCCGCCAGCUCAAGGACGACGCCAUCUGCUACCUGGCCAAAAAGUGUUUGAAGUUGAGGUCUCUAUCUUUGGCAGUCAAUGCCAACGUCACUGACGAGUCGGUGGAGGAGGUGGCCAAGAACUGCAGGGGCCUGGAGCAGCUGGACCUGACAGGUUGCCUGAGGGUUAGAAACCAAUCCAUCAGGACUCUUGCAGAGUACUGCCCAAAGCUGCAGUCCCUGAAGGUGAAUCACUGCCACAAUGUGACAGAGUCAAGCCUCGAUCCUCUACGGAAGCGCAAUGUUGUGAUAGAUGUUGAGCCGCCCUUACAGAGGGCUCUGGUACUUCUUCAGGAUGUGCUGGGGUUCGCUCCCUUUAUCAAUCUCCAGAUAUAGCAAAAGGGCCAUCUAGUUGCCCAACACAGGCGUCUUUGUAACAACAGUCACUCUCAGCUGCAUCACAUGGGCACAUGAGUUGCCCUAAAUAUGUCAAGACAAUCCAAGAAGACCUGGAUCGGCUGCACUGCAGUUUGUGCAGCUAAAUAGCGUGGACAAAAAAUAACUUCACUGGAAUGCGUUCAAAGAUGCAUAUUUAAGAUGGAACUGAAAAUUAUGCCACAUUUGUAAAUGACUGAAGAAAGUCAUGUACUUUUAAGAAUUGCUGCCUCAUAUCCAAAUGAUGUCACUGCACUUUUUCUUAAUCAAAUUGGUGUUGUAAUAAUGUGGGUUUAUAGAAAAGCAAUUACAACCAAAGUACAGUGUAUUGUUUUGCUGGUACUGUGUGUAUAUGAUAAUGUAAAAAAGCAGUUAUCUUAUGUUUCAUUUAGAAACAUUAAACACGUUUGAGUUUAAUUAAA
Molecule: messenger RNA, 1472 nt
Organism: Xiphias gladius (swordfish)
Lineage: Eukaryota; Metazoa; Chordata; Actinopteri; Istiophoriformes; Xiphiidae
Gene: fbxl15
Product: F-box and leucine-rich repeat protein 15
Exons: 5
Coding region: 133-1011 (292 amino acids)
Biological process (GO): SCF-dependent proteasomal ubiquitin-dependent protein catabolic process
Cellular component (GO): SCF ubiquitin ligase complex
Molecular function (GO): protein binding
Source: RefSeq, a predicted model, not a curated record